Molecule: messenger RNA, 1730 nt
Organism: Monopterus albus (swamp eel)
Lineage: Eukaryota; Metazoa; Chordata; Actinopteri; Synbranchiformes; Synbranchidae
Gene: mad2l1bp
Product: MAD2L1 binding protein
Exons: 3
Coding region: 32-1270 (412 amino acids)
Biological process (GO): regulation of exit from mitosis
Cellular component (GO): nucleus
Source: RefSeq, a predicted model, not a curated record
GAACGUGGCAUUACAGUCUACCACGUUUCCCAUGAUGCAGUGCAGUAAAGACCCGGCAGGGACAUUCAAAAGUAUGGCAGACGUUUCGAGUAUAUCUAAAGCAACAUCAAACUUAGAAGACAGGGCAAAUUGCUCUACUAUUAUCAGUGGAGAUAAUGAGGGAGUAAUGCGUCUCUCCCUUUCGCCAGAAGAGCGUAAUAGCACAUCGCAGGAACCGAAUAUGACCCGUGAAAUUUCAACGUUACAAAGUGUUUCCGAGGAUUCAAAUUCAUCCCCACCUUUUGUGGAAAUCGUCUCGCAACUUUCCCCACAGGCUGUGAAGUUGUAUUCAAAGUCAAAAAAUGCAUUUGAAUCUAAAGAUACAUCUACAGGGCAUCGACAAACUUCAAACCAGCAUAGUUUUAAUGAUACUGAAGACAAGGAAAACAUCGCUAUGCCUUCUUCAACCAGUACUCCAGAUAAUACCCAUGGAGAGGACACUUCUGGUCAGAGAAGUUUGCCAGAUGCCAGUGUGACCACCAGUAAACAACACAGUGACACAGAGGUUAGUGAUGCUGAGGUCGUGAGAAGAGCCCAGGAAGAAGGCUGUGUGAAUGUGGUUUUCCCUGGCACUGUAACUCAGGAAGGCUGCUGCCGCUUUGUCAGCGAGAUCCUCAAGUGCAUUCUCUAUCAGAGACAGCAGCUACCCAUGACUUAUGACCAGCUGGUGUAUUCCCAGAGGAAACGGCAAGCUUCAAUGCAGGAUAAAGACCUAGUGAGUCGGAGGCCAGUGCAGUCUGCAGACAUGGACUGGCGCAAGUGUCAGCAGACCCUUCAGGAGCUAGAGGAGGUACUGCAGCAACUGGAGGUGCUGUUUUCUCUUAGCAGGGUGCCCCGUGUGCUGCUGCUGAUGGGUGGGUCCCUCGUCUUACCCAAAGAGCUGUAUGAGAUCAACAUGGAAGGCCUGGUAUUGGCUGGUGGAGAUCACUGUCUACGGGUAUCAUCAUGCUUAAGGCAACUCUUCCGCACUCUUUUUGUGGCUGAUCUUUUGUCUGACAGCAGACCUGUUCAUUUAAUGCCCACCACUGUCUUAGUGCAGGCUCACAGGGAUUGCGGUAUAGGCUGGUUCCGCCCUAAACUACAAUUUAAAGUGCCAACUCGUGUAAAGAACCAAAUUAUUGCACUGUCUACUGAUUCUAACACCUGUAAGGAACUAAGGGCAAAGGGGUCAGACUGGCAGGAUUAUGUGUGGUUUCAGGCACCCAUGACUAUCAAGGGCUUCAGAAACUGACCCAAAAAUUUGAGUGCGUGGUCUGGCGAGUUCUUUCUGUAUACUAGAAUGAAAUUUUAAUGGUAGUUCAAGUAAAUUGAGUUGUACAUAUUUUAAUGAAUUAUGGGUUCAGUUUUUUUUCUACUUAUUAAAUUUGAUAGUGAAUUUAUUGAAAAGCGAUAUGAUGUACUCUCCUUUUUAUCAUCAUCUCAAAUACUGAAGGAAUGUGUUUUCAGGAUGUUUCGUUGGCAUAUGAUCAGAUCUGUUUAGGGAUACAGUGUUUUGUACUUAAAUGUUUUGUGUUUUGCAUAAAAUAUCACUAAACACACCACAUUGGUACAACAGGUGCAAUAUAUAUAUUUUAAUGACAAUAACUUGAAAGGAUUAAGGCAUUAUAUUGCUGUCUUCUGUCCAAUCUGUGGACACAAGUGCCAGUAUCAUCUGUGUAUGUUUACAUUUAUUAAAACAGUUUUCAAAAGUG